Aaosphaeria arxii CBS 175.79 is the source of this 2761-nucleotide messenger RNA. Its product is annotated as HSP90-domain-containing protein. Lineage: Eukaryota; Fungi; Ascomycota; Dothideomycetes; Pleosporales. Gene Ontology annotation, biological process: cellular response to heat; protein stabilization; protein folding. Gene Ontology annotation, molecular function: ATP binding; ATP hydrolysis activity; ATP-dependent protein folding chaperone. The record is from RefSeq and is a predicted model, not a curated record. The transcript has 2 exons. The coding region runs from base 415 to 2523 and encodes 702 amino acids. Gene Ontology annotation, cellular component: plasma membrane; perinuclear region of cytoplasm; cytosol.
CUCAAUUGUUCUCCAACACACAUAAAAACAGACGCCUCUUCGUCUUCCACAAGCUCCAUCAGCUUUACAGAUACCCUUUUGCUUGAGCUUUUCUACUUCUCUUCUUUCCCAUUUGUAAGUCCUACCUACCUACCUUCCCUUCCCCGCCACAGCCUACCGCGCCCGCAAUCAGUAGGAGGCAACGCUAGAAGACCGGUGCCUGUCUUCAAAAGUCUGCUGAAAAUUGCCCCUCAAUCUCUUCAAAGACUUUUCUUCACUCGCCUCAUUGCCUUCUUACACCCUUCUUCGUCCUGCUUUACUUUCAUACGCUCUUUGUCCAUCGAGCCUCGCUUCACCCACGGCAAAACGCACGAACGCUAACAUUCCGCCCUACAGUCCGUCUAAACACCCUUUCUUCCCUUCACAUACACAACCAUGGCUUCCGAGACCUUCGAGUUUCAGGCCGAGAUCUCUCAGCUUCUCGGUCUCAUCAUCAACACCGUCUACUCCAACAAAGAGAUCUUCCUCCGAGAGCUGAUCUCCAACGCCUCCGAUGCUCUUGACAAGAUCCGAUAUGAGGCUCUCUCAGACCCCAGCAAGCUCGACAGCGGAAAGGACCUCCGCAUCGACAUCAUCCCCAACAAGGAGGCUAAGACCCUCACCAUCCGCGAUACCGGUAUUGGUAUGACCAAGGCUGAUCUCAUCAACAACCUCGGUACGAUCGCCCGUUCCGGUACCAAGCAGUUCAUGGAGGCCCUCACCGCUGGCGCUGAUAUCUCUAUGAUCGGUCAGUUCGGUGUCGGUUUCUACUCCGCAUACCUCGUUGCCGACCGCGUCACCGUCGUCUCCAAGAACAACGAUGACGAGCAGUACGUCUGGGAGUCAAGUGCCGGUGGCACCUUCAAGAUCUCCGAGGAUGCUGGCGAGCCAAUCGGCCGCGGUACCUCCAUCAUCCUCCACCUCAAGGAUGAGCAGCUCGACUACCUCAACGAGAGCAAGAUCAAGGAGGUCGUCAAGAAGCACUCUGAGUUCAUCUCCUACCCCAUCUACCUCCACGUCCUCAAGGAGACCGAGACCGAGGUCCCCGAUGAGGAUGCUACCGAGGAGACCACCGAGGAGGGCGACGAGAAGAAGCCCAAGGUCGAGGAGGUCGAUGAUGAGGAAGAGGAGAAGAAGGAGAAGAAGACCAAGAAGGUCAAGGAGUCCAAGAUCGAGGAGGAGGAGCUCAACAAGACCAAGCCCAUCUGGACUCGCAACCCUUCAGACAUCACCACCGAGGAGUACGGUGCAUUCUACAAGUCCCUCUCCAACGACUGGGAGGACCACCUUGGCGUCAAGCACUUCUCCGUUGAGGGUCAGCUCGAGUUCCGCGCCAUCCUCUUCGUUCCCAAGCGUGCUCCCUUCGAUCUCUUCGAGACCAAGAAGACCAAGAACAACAUCAAGCUCUACGUCCGCCGUGUCUUCAUCACUGAUGAUGCCACUGACCUCAUCCCCGAGUGGCUCAGCUUCGUCAAGGGUGUUGUCGACUCUGAGGACCUUCCUCUCAACUUGUCUCGUGAGACUCUCCAGCAGAACAAGAUCAUGAAGGUCAUCCGCAAGAACAUUGUCAAGAAGACCCUCGAGCUCUUCAACGAGAUCGCCGAGGACCGCGAGCAGUUCGACAAGUUCUACACUGCCUUCAGCAAGAACAUCAAGCUCGGUAUCCACGAGGACUCCCAGAACCGUCAAGCCCUUGCCAAGCUCCUCCGAUUCAACUCCACCAAGUCUGGUGACGAGACCACCUCCCUCACCGACUACGUCACCCGCAUGCCCGAGCACCAGCAGCAGAUGUACUACAUCACUGGCGAGUCCCUCAAGGCUGUCCAGAAGUCUCCUUUCCUCGACUCUCUCAAGGAUAAGGGCUUCGAGGUCCUCUUCUUGGUUGACCCCAUUGACGAGUACGCCAUGACCCAGCUCAAGGAGUUCGAUGGCAAGAAGCUUGUCGACAUCACCAAGGACUUUGAGUUGGAGGAGACUGAAGAGGAGAAGAAGAAGCGCCAGGAGGAGGAGCAUGAGUACGAGGGUCUUGCCAAGAGCCUCAAGAACGUUCUCGGCGAGCGCGUCGAGAAGGUCGUCGUCAGCCACAAGCUCACCGGCUCUCCUUGCGCCAUCCGUACUGGCCAGUUCGGUUGGUCUGCCAACAUGGAGCGUAUCAUGAAGGCCCAGGCUCUCCGUGACACCUCCAUGAGCUCCUACAUGUCUUCUAAGAAGACUUUCGAGAUCUCCCCCAAGUCUCCCAUUAUCAAGGAGCUCAAGCGCAAGGUCGAGGCUGACGGCGAGGAGGACCGCACCGUCAAGUCCAUCACCCUCCUUCUCUUCGAGACCUCUCUCCUCGUCUCCGGCUUCACCAUUGACGAGCCCGUCCAGUACGCCGAGCGCAUCCACAAGCUCGUCUCCCUCGGCUUGAACGUCGACGAGGAGGUCGAGACCGAGCAGGAGGCCAAGGCCGAUGCCUCUGCCCCCGCCGACGUCGCUGGCGAGAGCGCCAUGGAGGAGGUUGACUAAGCGUUUUCUCCUUUUCUCUUUCGAAAAAGCUGGAUGGCGCUUUUGAUUCCCCUUUCAUGUGUUAUGUCUUUUUCCUUUUUGUUUGGCCUCCCAUCCACUUCUUGCAUGACGGUAAUUAUAUACGGUGGGCGUCUAUAAUAAAGAAAGAGUGGUUUGGAGGAAUGAUUCAUGGAUUCCCCCAGGGCAUGUACGUUAAGUAGAUCAUCAGUUACUUCGGGACCUGUUCUCAGUAGUAGCC